AUGUCUGACACGAGCCACAGACUGAAGGAACUUGUAGACAUGGCGUUUGAAAUCGCUCGUAGGAUGCGAGCGUGUGCUUCUCGAUUCUUUCCAAGGCGUUGCCCAAUCCGUUGUUCUGCAGUGCAGAUUUCACGGGCAAGGUCGGGGUCCGCUUCCAUCACGAAUAUGGCAAAUCGGCGUUAG
Molecule: messenger RNA, 183 nt
Organism: Purpureocillium lilacinum
Lineage: Eukaryota; Fungi; Ascomycota; Sordariomycetes; Hypocreales; Ophiocordycipitaceae
Source: RefSeq, a predicted model, not a curated record